AUCACAUGUCGUCCAACACCGGCUGAACAAAGAAAACCAUAUAGUGCUUUUUGAAUUUGGAAAUAGGACAGCACCAAAUGGUUAGUUGGAAAUGGCGGGUUAAAGGAUGGAUAACUUCAAAUUUUGUAAGACAUUUACAAAGCAAUGCAAUGAAUCAAAACAAACAAUUCAUCAGAAAAGCAUCCACAAUCACCAAUCAAACACUAAAAAAGUUAGACUUUCUAUGGCAUUCAAAUGUCGCAAACCUCAAAGAAGCUUCAAAUUUUUACUAUUCUCAAAUACAACAAUGCAAAUCACUAGAAGAAAUCAUAAACAUUCAAACCCACAUGAAAAAUAAUGGUUUUGCUCCCGAAAAUUUAGGCACUAUUCUCUUCAAUGCAUAUUUGAAAUAUGGUAGCCUUGAUCAUGCACGCCAAGUGUUCGAAGAAUUGCCUCAAAGACAUGUUGUUGUUUGGAAUUCCAUGAUUUCUUGUUACAUUAAGAAACAAAAGAGUGUUGAAGCUGUGAGUUUAUAUAAAAGAAUGGCUUGUGAGGGAGUUUAUCCGAAUGAAUUUACACUAUCUUGUGUUUUGAAAGCAUUUUCUGAUUUGGGUUUUGUCUAUGACGGUCAGAAAGCUCAUGCCAAAGCGGUUGUUUUAGGCUUCGAGGUUUCAGAUGUGUUUGUGGGAAGUGCCCUUGUUGAUAUGUAUGCCAAGUUUGGUAAAAUGAAGAAUGCCCGUUUGGUAGCAGACCGAGUUGUGGAGAAAGAUGUUGUAUUGUUUACUUCAUUGAUUGUUGGGUAUGUUCAAAAUGGGGAAGAUUGUAAAGCAAUGGAGGUUUUUAAUCAAAUGGUUAAGAAAGGAGUUAAGGCUAAUGAGUACACUUAUACUACUUUAUUGGUGAGUUGUGGAAACUUAAAGAAUUUAUUCCUUGGGAAGUUGAUACAUGGGCUUAUAACUAAGUUUGGUCAUGAGUCUAAUAUCUCUUCGCAAACAUCGCUUCUGACUAUGUACUCUAAAUGUGGCUUGGUUGAGGAUUCACUUAACGUUUUUAAUCGUCUUGUCAACCCAAAUUUGGUGACUUGGACAUCUCUUAUUGUUGGUCUUGCACAAAAUGGCAGUGAGGAAGUUGCCUUAUCCAAAUUUUGUGAAAUGAUGCAGAGUUCAGUACUUCCAAACUGUUUUACCUUGUCUGGAGCUCUUGCUGCGUGCUCCAGCCUUGCGAUGCUGGAUCAAGGGAAACAAAUCCACACUAUCAUACUAAAAUUAGGUUUACACUUGAACAAAUUUAUUGGAGCUGCCCUGAUUAAUUUUUAUGGGAGGUGUGGUUGUGUGGAGCAUGCUAGGAUGGUUUAUGAUGCCUUUUCAGAUCGUGAUUUGGUGUUUGUGAACACAAUGAUGUAUGCUUAUGCUCAAAAUGGUUUUGAACACAAGACACUAGAGCUAUAUCAACAAAUGCAAAACAUGGGGCUUAAACCCAAUGAUUUUACUUUUGUCAGUAUACUAGUAGCAUGCGGCAAUGCGGGGCUUGUUAAUGAAGGACGCCGCAUCUUUGACUCUUUUGUUGGUGAUAGUGACAUUCGGAUAACAAAUGAACACUAUGCCUGCAUGGUUGAUAUAUAUGGACGUGCUGGAAGGAUUCAGGAGGCAAUAUCUCUUAUAAACCAAGUUAAUAAUCCUGAUAUUGUUUUAUGGAGGACUUUGCUGAGUGCAUGUAGGACCUAUGGAGAUGUUACCACAGCAGAGAGGAUUCUAAAAAAAGUAAAUGAGCUAUCAUCUAGUGAUGAGGGAAGCUUGGUUCUGUCCUCGAAUCUUUAUGCAUCAAAAGGUAACUGGAACUUGGUUAUGGGGGCGAAGUCUUUAAUGAGGGAGAAACGACUGAAAAAGAGUCCGGCCAUGAGCUGGGUCGUCUUAGGUGGUGAGGUUCAUACUUUCAAGGCAGGGGAUUGCUCCCACACAAGCUUUAGAGAAAUUGAAUGCAUGAUCAAUAAACUGAUGAAAAAAGCUAAAGAGUUGGGAUAUGUUCCAGCUACUAAGUUUGUGUUACAAAACGUCGAUGAGAAGGAGAAAGAGAGAUCCUUGUACUACCACAGCGAGAAACUAGCGAUAGCAUUUGCUCUUUGGAAGACCUCUGGGAAGGCUAGCUGCAUUAGGAUUUACAAAAAUUUAAAGGUUUGUGGGGAUUGCCAUGCUUGGAUAAAGCUGGUCACAAAAGUUGUUGGGAGAGAGAUAAUUGCCAGAGAUAUGAAGAGAUUUCACCAUUUUAAGGAUGGGAUUUGCUCUUGCAAAGAUUAUUGGUGAUUCAUUUAUGGUAUGUUGGCUGACAGAAAGUCGCACGGGCGGAGACACAAUGAGGACAUUGAGCUCAGUUGACGUCACUUAAAUCAAAAUAAAAUCAAGUAAUAUGUGUAAAUAUAUACUAGAUGAGAUGAUUAGUGUUACUGUUUUCCACGUGAAAGACCAGGGCAUUAUGUGCAUUUUACAUAAUUUUAUUAUUAUUAUUUUAAAUUAUUAACGUCACUUUUUUUUUUUUUUCUAGAUUCGCCACUAGAAAGAUGACUUUAAUCUUUUGGGAUUAAGGCUCUGACACCGUUGUUGCUCCUGGCAAUAGAGGUGGCCUAGUGUGUUAGCCCAGUGUUGGAGCUUUCAAUUGAUUGUACUGUUUGAGCUCUUCUAUAUGGUUUGCUAUGACUAUAUGGUGCUGCUGCACUACAUUAAGACUGCUAAACUAUGAUGAUAAGCCUACAGUUUUGUUGCUUUGUUACGUCACACAAGAGGUGGAUGUGGUGAAGUUUCAACGAGAACCAUUUUGUUUUCAAGACAUUAUUACGUACUUCAACUGCACAACUGCGGAGGUAUGCAAAUUUACGCAACUUUCUACUUGCCUUCAUUCUGGAUGUGAAACAAAAGAAGUCAUUUUGCAUUGUACUGACCGAAUAAUUGGGGUUUAGGUUUUGAAGUCAAUUUGGCCAUUCCUGAGUCCCAAUUGAAAUGAGAGCUAAAAUCGAUAAGGUUCGAAGUACCUUGAUGAAUGAUAACAAUUUCAAUUAACUUAACAAAGUUUGAAAGAAAUAAAAUUGCAAAGAUGACACAUUAAGGAGGUUCACCCAAUGAUGGCUAGCUCCAUGGUGUGUAGUUUCUUGUAUAUAUUAUUUCAACGGAGUAAAACUACUCUUACAAACAAAGUACUACAAUUGAGUAAGAGAAUAACUAAGGCUAUGUGUUUAGGUUUAUAGGUUUGUGUUUUAUGUGUUUUGAUGAACAAAUGAGCUUCCUAUUCAUAGGGGAGAUCACACUAAUCAACAUUCAACUCAUUAAAGUAAUGAAUUAAUAACAUUGAAACAACUUCAAAGACUUGAAGAGUCAAAAACAGCAUCAAGGAACAUCAGAAGAUCCGCUCGACCAAAACAGAGGCUCGCUCGGUUGAGCGAGCUACAGGAAGCUACUGAAAGUAUUCCGUUUAAACGCUCGACCCACCCAAGAGCUCGUUCGGUUGAGCAGCUUGGUCGAGCGACCUACAGGAGGCUUCUGGACAGUUUGCUUGACUGAAACAUAGAAGAGUAUCUUUUCCACUCCUUUAAGAUCCAUAACUCCAAUAAUUAAGUCAUACUUUAUCAUCUUCAUCACUUCAUGAAUUAAUCCAUACUUUAAUCACCAUCAUAAAUCACAAACAUUAAGUUACUAACUUAAUUCACCCAUUAACUUACUCCAUAGGAUUCCAUCCCAUAAGUUACAUAUGAAUGCACACAUCAAUUGUGCACUCAAGUCAAAUUAUUCUCAACACCAACUAAUCUUCAUGUCUCUCCUUUGCUACUAAUGUUUCAAUCGGUAAAAAACAUUACUGUUGAGUGUUGACUGUGUUAUGUUUUUAUGUUAUAAGUGUAAAAGGGAGGAAAGUAGCUGCAGUGCGCUUCUUACCUAGCAGGGGUCUUCUGGCCUAAUAUGGAUAAUUUUAAUACAUUAAUAGCCCAAGUGAUCCUCCCUUUCUUUCGGCAAUAUAAUCCUGGCCAAGGUGGAAAUCAAGUGUAGGAUGUCCUUCUUGAGUAACUGAAAUUUUUUCGGUUGAAGUAAACUUGACAUUUUUGUGCUUCUUUAAGAUAUCAGCGAAAUUCUGCUUGCGUCCAUCCAUAAUCAAAAUUUGUUCAUGUUUGACAAAAUCUGAUAUGAUGUCCUGCUUAUUGCUCUCAUUAUACACAUCUUAUUUACCACUAGCAGUUAGACAGAAAAGGGAAAAGUGAAUCAAAUUAUAUAUAGAGGAUGAGGGCAGAUGAAGAGAUCAUCAUCAAAUUUUUGUGUGUGUUAAAGAUUCUUAGCGGAUUUGGGGUUUGAUUAUCUUUUACUAUUGUCUAUGUUUUUCAUUCUUUAUGGAGCUACAUAUCCAUACUUCAUGGAUAGCUCAUUAUAUCAUCGGCACUUCCUAUUUAUGUGAAGUUGCUAAAGAUAUUGCCAAUUAAGGGUCAAUCAUAAACAAUCCAUUCUGAUUCAGACGACGGGCAGUUUCUGAUUAUCGACAACAAUGAGUAGCCUGUGUAUCUGCUAUUUUGAAGGUACACAACUGGGUGGAUAAUGAGACUUGCUUGCUAUCUUAUUUUCAUUCAAUAUGAUAUGAUAAUCACUAAUCAGUGUAGUAUACUAGUACAUGGAGUAGUAAGUAGCAUUUCACCUGAUCAACUCUAGUUGUUUAAGAUUUUUUUUAAGAGCAUGAUAUCUCUAUGUUGAUUUCAAA
Molecule: messenger RNA, 4704 nt
Organism: Amaranthus tricolor (Joseph's coat)
Lineage: Eukaryota; Viridiplantae; Streptophyta; Magnoliopsida; Caryophyllales; Amaranthaceae
Product: pentatricopeptide repeat-containing protein At5g65570
Exons: 2
Coding region: 78-2279 (733 amino acids)
Biological process (GO): RNA modification
Molecular function (GO): zinc ion binding; RNA binding; protein binding
Source: RefSeq, a predicted model, not a curated record